CUUUGAAGGAACUGAACACUAAUUAAGUAUAUUUGUCUGUGCAGGUAUCAUUUAGCCACCUGGGAUUCUGUCAGAGAGAGAAAGUGGUGGGAAAUAUUUCUGGAAAGAAUACUGAAAGUGGUAGGCUGAGCCAAAUUUUGUUUGUACAUGGUCGCCAGCUCACUAACCAAGAUGGAUGCUUUUGCCAACAUUUUUCCUCCUGGUGGAGAUGGUGGGCUGACGAGUUCACAAUCAGAGUUCCAGAAAAUGUUGCUUGAUGAAAGAUUACGAUGUGAAUAUCACAAAACGAAUUAUCAAACUUUGAAAGCUGAACACACAAGGUUACAGGAUGAGUACAUAAAGUCACAAAAUGAACUUAAGCGACUCUCAAAUGAAAAACUAACUCUUCAGGAAAAAUUUCAGCUGCUUCUUGCUGAACUAAGAGGGGAAUUAGUAGAGAAGACUAAAGAUUUAGAGGAAUUGAAAUUACAGGUAUUGACGCCUCAAAAAUUGGAAUUGUUAAGAACCCAAAUACAACAAGAAUUAGAAACUCCAAUGAGAGAACGUUUUCGGAAUCUAGAUGAAGAGGUAGAAAAAUAUAGAGCUGAGUAUAACAAACUUCGCUAUGAACAUACUUUUCUCAAAUCAGAAUUUGAACAUCAGAAAGAGGAAUAUAUGCGAAUUUUAGAAGAAGAAAAAAUAAAAUAUGAAGCUGAGGUAUCAAGACUAGAGAAAGAUAAAGAAGAGAUACACAACCAACUCCUUAACGUUGAUCCCACAAGAGAUAGCAAACGAGUGGAGAAGCUUGUCCGAGAAAAGGCCCAGUUGUGUCAGAAAUUGAAAGGCUUGGAGGCUGAAGUGACAGAGUUACGAGCAGAGAAAGAGAAUUGUGGCAUCCAGGCUGAAAACGUCCAAAGGAUUCAGGUGCGCCAGCUGGCCGAGAUGCAGGCCGCCAUCAGGUCCCUGGAGGCAGAAAAACAGUCAGCCAAGCUUCACUAUGAUCGAGUGGAAAAAGAACUACAAUCAACUAAUGAGCAAAACACCCUUUUAAUUAGUAAACUGCACAAGGCUGAAAGAGAAGUCACUGCAUUGACCAGUAAAGUUGAAGAACUUAAACAUUCAAACAAAUUAGAAAUCGCAGAUAUUAAACUGGAGGCAGCAAGAGCUAAGAGUGAAAUAGAAAGAGAAAGGAACAAGAUUCAAAGUCAAGUGGAUGGACUGCAGUCAGACAAUGAAAUCCUCAAGUCAGCUAUUGAACGCCACAAAACGCUUUUAUUAGAAAAGGACCGUGAAUUAAUACGGAAAGUACAAGCUGCCAAAGAAGAAGGUUACCAAAAACUAGCAGCCUUGCAAGAUGAAAAGAUAGAACUUGAGAACAAAUUAGCAGAUUUAGAGAAAACUAAGGUGGAACAAGAUGUCUGGAGGCAAUCUGAAAAGGAUCAGUAUGAAGAGAAAGUGCGGGCUUCACAGAUGGCAGAAGAGUCGGCCAAAAGGGAGCUGCAGAAUAUUAGAAUGAAGCUUCAGCAGCAGAUGAUUGCUAAUGAGAAUGUAGAAAAAGAAAAAACUGAAAAUGCUGAUCUUAAACAGCAAAUCAGUGGUUUACAGAUCCAAGUUACCUCCCUCACACAGUCAGAGACUGAAUUGGUGGAUUCUAACCGAAAGCUGAAGGAAAUGUUAGAUAGGCUGAAACAGGAAUUCCGGAAUGCACGGACUCAAGCAGAAAAGGCUCAGCUAGAGGCUGAAAAUUCUUUGGAAGAGAAGCGGGUAGAAUGGUUGGAAGAAAAGCAUAAACUUCAUGAACGUAUCAAAGAAAAAGAAGAGAAGUACAGCCAGGCCAAAGAGAAACUGCAGCGAGCUGCACUUGCUCAAAAAAAGAGAAAAUCCCUCUAUGAAAACAAAUUGAAGAAACUGCAAGAAAAAGUAGAACUUCUGGAAGCAAAAAACGAAGAAUUAGAAACAGAAAAUCAAGUUUUAAAUAGACAAAAUGUGCCAUAUGAAGACUACACUAAGCUCCAAAAACGAUUGAAGGAUAUACAGAGAAGACAUAAUGAAUUUCGAACUUUAAUCUCGGUUCCUCCUAACAUGCCCCCAGCACCAUCAUUCAAUUCUGUUAAUUUGUUGUCAGCACCCUUGCCUUCUGGUGUGGAAACAUCUUUCCCCCCUCACCUUCCGGAAGAGGAACAUCAAAGAGAAUUGUCUCACCUUCGAAAAAGAUUGGAAGAACUAGAAACCACCCAGAGGAAGCAGCUGGAAGAGCUUGGGCCUCCUGGAGAAUGAGGCUGCAGUGCUAGGCAUUCAAAUCAGUGACUCAAUAAAGAUGAAAACUGACACACUUGUGGCAUUUGAGAGGCUUGAUUCCUGUUUGCCAAAAGAACAUUUUGCCUAUAAUUGGAAAAACUACCGACUAUGUGCCGUAUUGCUUAAGUAUACACUAAAGAAAAGCUGCAUUAAAAAAAUUGUUUUCAGAAAUUUGUUAGGAUGUUUACUUAAUAAUCCUUUAAGAAGGAUAAACACACUUUGAAAGGAACUGUGAUAUAGGAAUCAAAGUUUAAAAUUAUUUCCUUAAUUUUACUCUAUAUGGAGUAAACUCUGACAUUCUUUCUAAAACCUGAUUCCCUCUUGCAUUCCAUCUUGGAGAUUAUUAUUGCCUACUAAUAAGAAGGCCUGAUAGAAAUAUCCCAAUUUUGAUUACAACCAAACAUUUUUUAAAGGUACUUGAUUGUCACCACUAUAGAGGAAAGAAUCUCAUGAUCUCUUGAAAUGUAUGUUCAUUAUGAAUGUCUGCUUUUUUCAAAAGCACGUAAUUUAUUUUAAAAGUUUAAUAAAUAUUUUUCUAUCAGUA
Messenger RNA from Trichosurus vulpecula (common brushtail), 2821 nucleotides. RefSeq names its product centrosomal protein 83 (gene CEP83). Gene Ontology annotation, cellular component: centrosome. The transcript is spliced from 15 exons. NCBI's taxonomy places the organism in Eukaryota, Metazoa, Chordata, Mammalia, Diprotodontia, Phalangeridae. The record is from RefSeq and is a predicted model, not a curated record. The coding region runs from base 148 to 2256 and encodes 702 amino acids.